AUGAGCCGCCGACGUCGAUUCCUCUCGGUCCUCUUCCUCGUCACCAUCGCCAUCGUCGUCCUCUACAACUCCUACCAGGCCGUCGGCAGCUUCCUCCGCCUCUUCGUUCCGCAUGCCGGCUACCCGCUGAACCAGGACCAGGCCCUGGCGCGAUUCCGCGUUCAGAAGAACCAGCCCAAGAAUGUCCCGCGCCUCAUCCACCAGGUUCUGCACAACUGGCGGCCCGUGGGCAACGACUCGGCCCUGCUGCCAGAGUGGGAGACGCAGCGGCAGUCAUGUCGGGACCAGAACCCCGACUGGGAGUACAAGGGCUGCGUCAACAGCUUCGAGAGCCUCCGACCAUACUCGGCCUUCAUCGCCGAUCACCGCCGCGGCACCCUCAGCGACAAGGUCCUCGGCGGCGCGCCCCAGCACCCGUUCUGGGUGAGCGUUACCGAGACCAUCCCGCGGCACUCGCACUGGUACGUCUUCCCGUCCCUCGCCGUGCUCUACGGCACCGGCCGCUGGUUCCUCACCGCCGCCUGGGACCGCUGGCACUGGGACAACUGCCAGCAGUCGCUGUUCCGCACGGGCCCUCGCGCCGCCGACUGGCUCACGCGGCUGUCCAUGCCCCGCUGGCGCGGUGCCCCCGAGUGGUCCAUCUUCAGCAGCCACCGCGGCGGGCGCGCAGCCGACUGGCCGGUCGACAUUUUCGUGCUCGGGCGCAAGCACUGGGUCGUGUCGAUCGUCAGCGGCGUGGUCGGCGUCGUGGUCGGCGUGUAUCUCGGCGUGAAGCUGUUUCGGAGGCGAUGCGCCGCGCGCAGACGGAGGGGAUACCGACCGGUUGUUGCGGAGAGCCGCGUGUAG
Cordyceps fumosorosea ARSEF 2679 is the source of this 846-nucleotide messenger RNA. RefSeq lists its product as hypothetical. Gene Ontology annotation, molecular function: mannosyltransferase activity. Gene Ontology annotation, biological process: mannosyl-inositol phosphorylceramide biosynthetic process. The record is from RefSeq and is a predicted model, not a curated record. The coding region runs from base 1 to 846 and encodes 281 amino acids. Lineage: Eukaryota; Fungi; Ascomycota; Sordariomycetes; Hypocreales; Cordycipitaceae. The transcript has 2 exons.